This is a messenger RNA of Pipistrellus nathusii (Nathusius's pipistrelle), 336 nucleotides long. The record is from the annotation of a GenBank genome assembly. NCBI's taxonomy places the organism in Eukaryota, Metazoa, Chordata, Mammalia, Chiroptera, Vespertilionidae.
AUGAAGAUGGGUUUCCCUGGGGAUAUCCUGCCUCCUGCCAAUCAGUGUCUGUCUGGGAAUCCUGGGGGCGCCUGGAGGCUGAGGGCCAGGGAAGCCCCCACGCCCCAGGGCUGCACCGAGAGACUAGCUCCUGACACAUUCGGAGAUCUCAGGUCCUCUCUUCUCUUCCAGCUGAAGCUAAAGUCACUUAGCUCUGUGUGUGUAUGUGUGUCUGCAUCUCAUGAGAUGCAUCCAGCCAUGCAUGCCUCUGGCUCUGAUACCAAACAGAACUGUCCCUCCAUCAUCCCCUUGAGCCCAAUAUUAGGACAAUUAAGUCUGUUCGCUGAAUUCUACUAG